AUGUCUAUGAGAAGGGGGAAGACAUGCAUGGAAGAACCUAUCGUAGAUCAAGAACUGGCUAAAGAGAAGGAAGAUCACCAAAACACAAAAAGCGAUCAGAAAAAGGAAGGAGUUCUUAUGCCGAUAUGGUUGUUGGGUCUUCCAAGGAAAGAGGCUAUUCAUGAAAAAAAAAGAAUCGAAAAUGGUGGAGUUUAUGCAGCAAUCUGCAUGGUUGUCUUCUUUGCUCCGAUCGUUCAGUCUCAGGGUACACAGAUACCGGAGGACAAAUCCAAGGUAAAUGAUUGGUUCAGUAGCGUUAUCAAGCCUCUCAAUCAAAGGGCUGGCACUUUAGACCCAGAAUUGGUUGAGGCCGAGACUGAACCUAAAAUCAUAAAGGUUAAGCAAGGUGACGGUGGAGAUUUCACUACCAUAAUGAAAGCCAUCGACAGCGUUCCAGCCGGGAACAACAAACGCGUUAUAAUAUCUAUCGGACCCGGGUCUUACCAAGAGAAAAUCACGAUCCCUCGAGACAAGCCUUACGUUACACUGAUGGGAGACCCCAAAAACAUGCCCAAUUUGACAUUUGAUGCCACCGCCAAGGACUACGGAACUGUAGACAGCGGCACGCUCACUACCUUGUCUAGUUACUUUGUGGGUGCUUAUCUCAACAUAAUAAACAAUGCUCCGAAGCCUGACGGGAAAAGGGAAGGAGCACAAGCGGUUGCCUUGAGAGUAUCCGGUGACAGAUCGGCAUUUUAUGGCUGCAACAUAUUCGGUUUUCAGGAUACAGUGUGCGAUGACAGGGGGAACCACUUCUUCAAGGAUUGCUAUAUUCGAGGCACCGUUGAUUUCAUUUUUGGUAGUGGGAAAUCUUUAUAUCUGGACACGGAAAUAUUUGUAGAAAUAGAACCGAAACUUACAGUAAUCACGGCACAAGCUAGAGAAAGUUCAUCGGAGGACACCGGGUACUCCAUUGUGCACGGAAAAAUCACCGGAACGGCAAAGGGUUCAUUUUUGGGGAGGGCAUGGAAGAGCAGUCCGAGAGUUGUUUAUGCUUAUACUGAAAUGACCGACGUUGUGAAUCCUGCCGGCUGGUCUCAUGAAAUGCAACCAGAAAGAACCAAAACUGUUUACUAUGGAGAAUACAAGUGCACUGGGGUAGGCGCAUCUUCCAGUGGGCGGGAGCCAUUCACCAAGCAGCUAACCGAAAAGGAAGCCGAACCAUUCCUGUCGCUUGACUACGUUGCUGCCACCAAAUGGCUGCUCCCUCCUCCGAUGAUCUGAU
Molecule: messenger RNA, 1264 nt
Organism: Hibiscus syriacus
Lineage: Eukaryota; Viridiplantae; Streptophyta; Magnoliopsida; Malvales; Malvaceae
Product: pectinesterase PPME1-like
Exons: 5
Coding region: 1-1263 (420 amino acids)
Biological process (GO): cell wall modification
Molecular function (GO): pectinesterase activity
Source: RefSeq, a predicted model, not a curated record